AUGACGACAACUCCAUUAUGUGUGUUUGAAAAACUAUCUAAAGCAGCUUUUAUGAAUGAAGUUCAAAAAUUUCCAGUAUUGUAUGACAAGUUUAAUAAAGAUUUUAAAGAUAAAUGGAAAAAGAAAAAUGCAUGGGAAGAAGUUGGUCGUCUUUCAAACUUAUCUCCUAAUCAAGCGGAAGAGAAAUAUAAAAGCAUUCGAAGUAGUUAUGGAAGGUGGCUGAAAUCAAAAAAAAAUAUUCCAUCAGGUUCUGGAAGGAACUCAGUUCCACCUCAGUUUCUUCAGCUCGAUUGGCUAAAUAAUUUUAUAGAACAUCGCGAAACAACAACCAGUAUUUGUUUACCUUCUGACUCCAGAUUAGAAACAUCGAAUUUGGAAGAAAACAUUGACAUGGUAUGUGAGCAAGUUGAAAAUACUCAUCAUCCAUUUAAUAAUGAUCAUAUAUCUGAAGAGGUGACCACAGAAAACAGCUGUAUAAAUACUUGCGUGCAAGGAGAGUCAAGUGAGUCAACAAUUCACGCUAAUAACAAAAAAAAAAAGAAAAAAGUUGGAUUCUGA
Hydra vulgaris (swiftwater hydra) is the source of this 558-nucleotide messenger RNA. RefSeq lists its product as uncharacterized. Gene Ontology annotation, cellular component: transcription regulator complex; nucleus. Lineage: Eukaryota; Metazoa; Cnidaria; Hydrozoa; Anthoathecata; Hydridae. The record is from RefSeq and is a predicted model, not a curated record. Gene Ontology annotation, biological process: regulation of transcription by RNA polymerase II.